Molecule: messenger RNA, 7833 nt
Organism: Salarias fasciatus (jewelled blenny)
Lineage: Eukaryota; Metazoa; Chordata; Actinopteri; Blenniiformes; Blenniidae
Gene: agrn
Product: agrin
Exons: 39
Coding region: 287-6601 (2104 amino acids)
Biological process (GO): receptor clustering
Molecular function (GO): laminin binding; calcium ion binding
Source: RefSeq, a predicted model, not a curated record
UUCCUGGAGAGAGAGAUCCGUGGCCCUUCCUCCUCCUUCCUCCUCCUCGCGCUGCCUCUUCCCUCCUCCUGCUCUCCAGCCGGCCGCGGCACGCAGGGAUUUGGAACCCGGGCUGCAGAUGCGAGGAUCCGGGCUGCAGGGAGAAAGCGACACGCUGGAAGUUGAGAAAAGGAGGCUCGCCUCUUUCCGGAUAACUUUUGGAGUUUGCAAUAAGAGGGGAGUCACCGGGCGAGCGCUUUAAAUCUGAAAAGAAAAGAGAGAAAGUAAAGUUGGACUGGCGGCGGUCAUGGGCUCCCGGCGGACGCUCCUCUCCGGCCGCGCUGCGCUGCUCCUGGCCGGGCUCACCGCGGCUCUGUGGCAGCUCUGCGCCGCAAGUUGCCCGGAGAAAGACUUGGAGGACAGGGAAGAAGAGGCCAACAUAGUUCUGACCGGCACCGUGGACGAAAUCAUUAACGUGGACCCCGUGCACAAUACCUACUCCUGCAAGGUCCGAGUGUGGCGCUACUUGAAAGGAAAGUCCAACGUGAACCGAGAAAUCCUCCUGGACGGCGGCAACAAGGUGAUGAUCGGCGGAUUCGGAAACCCCGGGAUCUGUGACAACCAGGUGGCCACGGGCGACACGCGCAUUUUCUUCCUCAACCCCGCGACGGCGGCCCUGGGACCCGAACACAAGAACGAGCUCAUGCUCAACUCCAGUCUGAUGAGGAUUACCCUGCGCAACCUGGAGGACGUGGAGCACUGUGUGGAAGACAAACCACCUCACUUCACGCCGGCCCAGCCUCCUGAUGGCUGCAGAGGGAUGCUGUGCGGCUUCGGCGCCGUGUGUGAGCGCGACCCGUCCGACCCGGCCAAGGCUGAGUGUGUCUGCAAGCGAGUGGAAUGCCCGUCGUUGGUGGCGCCUGUCUGCGGCUCCGACUCCUCCACCUACUCCAACGAGUGCGAGCUGGAGAGAGCCCAGUGCAACGCGCAGCGGCGCAUCAAGGUGCUUCGCAAAGGACCCUGCUCGCUGAAGGACCCCUGCUCCGAGGUGACCUGCAGCUACGGCAGCACCUGCGUCCAGUCGUCCGACGGCCUGUCGGCCAAGUGCAUGUGUCCCCUGGGCUGCGACGGCAAGCCGGAGCAGACGGUGUGCGGCAGCGACGGGAAGGACUACCGCAACGAGUGCGAGCUCCACCAGCACGCCUGCAAGGACCAGAGGAACGUCCGCGUCCAGUACCAGGGACCCUGCGAUCCAUGCAAAGACAGCGAGAACAGCCUGACCAAGAUGUGCCGGGUGGAGGCUCUCACGCGCCAGCCCUUCGUCUUUCAGCCCCCGGAGUCGUGCCCCCCCGGCAGCGAGCCCCUGUGCGCCAGCGACGGCCGGACCUACCCCAGCGAGUGCGCCAUGACGGCCACGGGCCUGCAGAAGGGCCUGAAGCUCAGGAAGGUCCACUCAGGGCCGUGCAGGAGGCAGACUGACGGAGAGGAGUGCGCGGAGGAGUGCCUGUUCAACGCCGUGUGCGUGGUGGAGCAGCUGAACGCCCGCUGCUCCUGCGACCCCAUCGAGUGCGACGGCACCUACAAGCCGGUGUGCGGCAAGGACGGCCGCACCUACACCAACGACUGCACCAGGCGCAAGGCGGAGUGCACGGCCAAGGCCCCCAUCCCCGUCAAGCACCCGGGGCCCUGUGAUCUCAACGAGCCCAGCCCCUGCCUGGACAAGGCGUGCGAGCACGGCGCGGUGUGCGUGGUGAAGAACGGCGAGCCGGUGUGCGAGUGCCCCGAGGCCUGCCCGCAGACCUCCGACCCCGUGUGCGGCUCCGACGGACACAGCUACGGCAGCCCGUGCGAGAUGCGGGCGAUGGGCUGCGUCCUGCAGAAGGCCAUCCACAUCCAGCACAAAGGGCCCUGCGAUGAAGCCUGCGCCAACUGCUCCUUCGGGGCGAUCUGCGACGCCCAGAGCGGCCUGUGCGUGUGUCCGUCCGAGUGCGUGGAGUCCCACCAGCCCGUGUGCGGCAGCGACGGCACCACCUACGACAGCGAGUGCGAGCUGCACGUGCGGGCGUGCACGGAGCAGAUGGACCUGCGAGUGGUCAGCCAGGGAGAAUGCAAAACGUGCGGCAGCACUGUUUGUGCCUGGGGCGCCCGGUGCGUCCAGAAUAAGUGCGAGUGCCCGCAGUGCUCGGGCGAGGCCUUCUCCCCGGUGUGCGGAAGCGACGGCGCCACCUACGACAACGAGUGUGAACUCCGCGUGUCGUCCUGCAUGCAGAAGAGGAGGAUCGACGUGGCGAGGCCUGGCAGCUGUGACGAAGACUGCGGCUCCGGGGGGUCCGGCUCCGGCGUGGAGAGCUGCGAACAGGACCGCUGCCGUACGUUCGGCGGCUCGUGGGACGAGGACGCGGAGGACGAGCGCUGCGUGUGUGACUUCCUCUGCCACAGUGUGCCCCACAACCCGGUGUGCGGCUCCGACGGGAAAAACUACAGCAACGAGUGCGAGCUGAAGAAGGCCAGGUGUGAGAAACAAGAGCACUUGUUGAUCCAGAGCCAGGGAGCCUGUGCAGCAGUUUCAGAGGAGUCUCCGGCCGAGCCGGCGGCGCCGCGGCACUGCAGCCUCUCCGUGUACGGCUGCUGCUCCGACAACGUGACGGCCGCCCUGGGAGUGGGACAGGCCGGCUGUCCCAGCACCUGCCAGUGUAACGUCUACGGCUCGUACAAAGCGACCUGCGACCCCACCUCGGGCCAGUGCUCCUGCAAGCCGGGCGUCGGGGGCCAGAAGUGCGACCGCUGCGAGCCGGGCUUCUGGAACUUCCGCGGCAUCGUGACGGAGAACAUGAGCGGCUGCACACCGUGCAACUGCGACGCCACGGGCUCGGUCCGGGACGACUGCGAGCAGAUGUCGGGUCUGUGCUCCUGCAAGACGGGAGUCAAGGGCAUGAAGUGCAACGUGUGUCCAGACGGGAGCAAGAUGGGCAUGAACGGCUGCGACAACGGGCCCGAAGCCCCGACCUCGUGCGACGAGCUGGUGUGCAGCUUCGGAGCCACCUGCAUCGAGGUGAACGGCCAGGCGCAUUGCGAGUGCCCGUCGCCAGACUGCGACCUGAAAAACAAAACAAAGGUGUGCGGCUCGGACGGGGCGACCUACGCCGACCAGUGCCAGCUGAGGACCAUCGCCUGCAGGCAGGACAAGGACAUCACGGUGCAGCACUCGGGACAGUGCACAGAAACCAUCACCGAGCCGGCUGACCGACCCACCCCCAACCCCCCCGCCACCACCGGCGUCGCCGCCAUCACCACCACCUCCGCCCCCUUCCCCCCUAACAAGGUGUUUGCCAUGCCGCCGCCGAGGACAGCCGAGACGGAGCCGGACGAGCAGCCUCCGGCCACCACCCCCUUUACCACCAUCACCCACAACCACGCCCGAAACAGCCACCGCCACUCCAUCCACAUCCAGCCCGCCGCCGCCAGCGCCACGCCCGCCUCCUCCUCCCACGCCCGCCCCGCCCCCUCCGCGGCCGCCGCCUCUUUCGAGGGCUCGGGCAGCGGCGAGCCGAGCGGGGACGACCAGGCCGAAGAGGAGGAGGAGGAGGAGGAGCAGGAAGAGGAAGCUGGCAGCGGCGUCCCGACGGAGGCCAGUGGGGCGGAGGAGCCUGUCGGCCCCACGGUGGCGAGCACCACGGUGCCCACGGCAGAGGACAGGUCGUCCUGCGACAACUCCGAGUUCGGCUGCUGUCCCGAUGGCAAGACGCCGUCCAGCACUGCAGAGGGCGCCAACUGCCCCGCCACCAUGAGGUUCAGCGGGUUCCUGCACCUGGACCAGGUGGAGGGCCAGGAGAUCUUCUACACGCCGGAGAUGGAGGACCCCAAGUCCGAGCUGUUUGGAGAGACGGCGCGCAGCAUCGAGAGCGCGCUCAAUGAGAUGUUCAGGAAAUCCGCGGUGCGCAGAGACUUCAUGAGCGUCCGCGUCCGCAACCUGGCGCCCAGCAACUCCAUCCUGGCCUUUGUGGAGGCCCACUUCAGACCAGACACCAGAUACAGCGUGGACGACAUCGUAGGAGCCCUGCUGAAGCAGCUGAAGGCCUCCAGGGACACCAGCAUCUCCGUGAAGAAGCCAGAGGACGAGAAUAUUCGCUUCACCAAUUAUGGUCUGUCCUUCCCCAUCUUCACCACCACCACCACCACCACGGCGGCGUCCGUCACCACGGCCGCCCCCACGACCACCACCUCCAGGCCCGCCCCGACCUCCACUCCCUACGUCACCCGCCGCCCGCCCGGCACCACCCGCAGGCCCUCCGGCGGCCGGCGCACCACCACCACCACCGAAUCGGCGCCCGUCACCACCACCGCGGCGCCCGCCACCACCACCAGGCCGCCCCCGGCCACCACCGGCCCCCACGCCAGGGGCAAGCCGCACCACCGGGGGCAGAAGCCCUGCGACUCCCACCCCUGCCUCCACGGCGGCACCUGCGAGGACGACGGCAGCGACUUCAGCUGCAAGUGUCCGGCCGGCCGGGGAGGGUCCGUGUGUGAGAAGGUGAUCAAGUACUUCAUCCCCUCGUUCGGGGGCCAGUCCUACCUGGCCUUCCAGACCAUGAGCGCCUACCACACCGUGCGCAUCGCCAUGGAGUUCAGGGCGUCCGAGAUGACCGGCCUUCUGCUCUACAACGGCCAGGACGGCAAGAAGGACUUCAUCUCCCUGGCUCUGGUCAACGGCCGAGUGGAGCUGAGGUUUAACACGGGUUCGGGCACAGGCACGGUGGUCAGCAAGGUUCUGGUCAGCCAGGGCCGCUGGCAUCAGCUGGUGGUCACACGCAAUCGCCGAAACGCCAUGCUGAGCGUGGACAACGAGCCGCACAUCGAAGGCGAGAGUCCCCGGGGAACGGACGGCCUCAACCUGGACACGCCGCUGUUCAUUGGAGGAGUGCCUGAAGAAAUGAAGCAGGAUGUGAGGGAGAGGACCUCGGUGGCCUCCGGUCUGAUCGGCUGCAUCCGCGUCCUGGACGUCAACAACCGGGUGCUCAACCUGCAGGAGAGCGGCGGCGACAGCCUGUACGGCAGCGGCGUGGGCGAGUGCGGUAACAACCCCUGCGUGCCGAGCCCGUGCAAGAACGGCGCCGCGUGCCAGGUCAAGGAGGCCGAGAUGUUCCACUGCAAGUGCCACAAAGGAUUCUGGGGUCCGACCUGCGCUGACGUCCACGACCCGUGCGAGCCCAACAGAUGCCACCCGUCCUCGCAGUGUCAGGCGCUGCCCGAAGGUGGCUACAAGUGCGAGUGUCCCAUGGGACGUGAAGGAAGGCAUUGCGAGAAAGUGGCGGAGCGGAGCGGGGCUUACAUGCCACAGUUCAGCGGGGACUCCUACCUGGAGCUGAAGGGGCUGCAUCUCUACGGGCACGAUCUGCGCCAGAAGCUCAGCAUGACCGUGGUCCUCAUGGCCAACGACUCCAACGGCCUGAUCUUCUACAACGGCCAGAAGUCGGACGGGAGAGGAGACUUCAUCUCUCUGUCCCUGAACGAGGGCGUCCUGGAGUUCCGCUACGACCUUGGAAAGGGACCAGCGACCAUCAGGAGCAAGGAACCGAUCCAGCUCCACGUGUGGAACACGAUCAACCUGGAGCGCUCCAACCGCAAGGGAGAGAUCAUGGUGAACAAGAAGGACCCGGUCCGAGGAGAGGCCCCGAAAUCACGCAAGAACCUGCACGUAGACCUUAACCUGAAAGAGUCUCUCUUUGUCGGCGGAGCUCCCGACUACAGCCGGCUGGCGAGAGUGGCUGCGCUCACAGAUGGCUUCAGGGGAACAAUCCAAAAGAUCAUUCUGAUGGGAACGCACGUCCUCAAGGAAGAGAACGCGCUGCGAUCCAUCAACGUGGCCAUGUUCCAGGGUCAUCCCUGCUCCCAGGAGCCGUGCCACAACGGCGGGCGCUGCAACCCCCAGCUGGACACGUACGAAUGCGUCUGCCUCGGCGGUUUCUCCGGAGGUCACUGUCAGAACACCAUCUACGAGAAGUCCGCCGGAGAGACCGAGGCCGUCGCUUUUGACGGGCGCACCUUCAUCGAGUACCACAACGGCGUCACGAAGAGCCAACUGACCAAUGAGAUCCCAGAUCCCGAGUCUCUGGAGAACCCGUCCGACCAGAGUGAGAAAGCUCUGCUGGUGAACAAGUUCGAGCUGAGCAUCCGCACCGAGGCGACCCAGGGCCUGGUGCUGUGGAGCGGCAAAGGCGUGGAGCGCUCCGACUACAUCGCCCUGGCCAUCGUGGACGGGCGCGUCCAGAUGACGUACGACCUGGGCUCCAAGCCCGUGGUGCUGCGCUCCUCGGUGCGCGUGGACACCAACCGCUGGAUACGCAUCAAGGCCAGCAGAGCACUCCGAGACGGCUCUCUACAGGUCGGGAACGAGGCGGCGGUGACGGGGUCGUCACCUCUGGCCGCCACGCAGCUGGACACGGACGGAGCGCUCUGGUUGGGCGGUCUGGAGGAGCUGUCCGUGGCCCGUCGGCUACCCAAGGCCUACAGCACCGGCUUCGUGGGCUGCAUCAAAGACGUGGUGGUGGACGGCGUGGAGCUCCACCUGGUGGAGGACGCCCUAAACAGCCCCAAAAUAUUACACUGUUCCGCCGCCAAAUAACCCGGGAGAGACAAAACCCAGCAAGAAACAACAACAACGACAAGAAAAGAAACCCUCCCACCCGCUCCCUCCAUCGCGCCCAUGUCUCCUGCUGUAAUUAUUUUCUAUUUUUGUAUACUUUUCAUCGCUUUUUAUAUGGAAAGAAAAUGAAUAUGUUGUUUUGAUUUUUUGGUUUUAUAUAUUUUGCUCCUUUUUUUUUUUUCAAUCUGCACCUCCAUCCACACAAUUUUUUUUUCUUUAUGGUCUUUUUUUCCCGCCCAAAAGAGAGGUUAGAGUUUACUCUUUUCUCUUUUGUUUUAAAAGCAAUUUAAACUUUGGAAAGAAAAAAAAAAAGGCAUCCUGUUAUUUCUGAUCUUCACUCAUUACUUGAACACAGUGGACCUCGCUGAUGAUCUCUGGGUACUGCCUUGUCUUGGUGCCAUAUCUUUCGUCCACAUUCCCACAUUUCCAAGCAUGGCUCAUUCAUCAUUGAAUAUAUAUAUAUAUAAAUAUAUAUAUAUAGAAAUAUAUAUCUCUAUAUAGAUGCUAACAUUCCCCGUGUGAGAGCUGGACGCGUCGCGGCCGGCGCGCUGCAGUCCUCGUCACUCCGCUGUAUUUUCCUCAAGGAACUUCUGAGAUAUCAGUCAAGCUGCUACGGUGAAAAAAGUACAGAAAACCACUCGAUCAAGGCCCAACUCACAGCGUCCAGGAACGAAAACCCAGCCUCUCCUCUCCAUUUGAAUCCCAUCAGAGCCUUUAGUUUUGAAAUAUGACUCACUAACACAGCAACACAACGCGUGCGCGCGCGAGAGAGAGAGAGAGAGAGACUCGCAUAUCAUUAGUCAUAACUCAUGAAUCAUAGACAUGGAUAAAUGUUAUAAAUAUAGAGUAUAUAAAUAAUACCUGAGACUGUGAAUAUGUAAGAGGGGUUCUCCUUGGAGAAUUGUGCUUCUCAUGUACUGUUGUGCGUUCUGUUUCACAAUCAGCGGAUGAACUAACGAUGACCACUAUAACUGCAUGCACUUCUGCUGUGUUGCUUGGGACUGUUUUUUUUUUUUAUUAUUUUUUAACACCGAAAAUUUGAAAAGCCACUUUUCUCUGGGUUUUUUUGCAAGAGAACCUUUUUUUUCCUCCCUCUUCUUAUUUCCCACUGAGAAACCACAGUCACAUCUGAGUUUAUUCAUUGCUUUUAUAUAUUUUUUUCCUGUUAUAGUCCUUGAGUUUUUUUUGGUUUUUUUUUUGUUCCUGGGAGC